GUACUCGCCCCUCCCCGUCCCUCUACGCGUCUUGGUUCCUGGUUGGUGCUUCUUGGUCGCAGCCGCGGCAGUGACAUCACUGUUACAGACUUUCAUGAUGUUUGGUGGUUAUGAGACUGUAGAAGCUUAUGAAGAUGACCUUUAUCGUGAAGAGUCAUCUAGUGAACUGAGUGUCGAUAGUGAGGUGGAAUUUCAGCUCUACAGCCAAGUACAUUAUGCUCAAGAUCUUGAUAAUAUCAUCAGGGAGGAAGAACAUGAAGAAAAGAACUCUGGGGAUUCUGAAUCAUCUAGUAGUAAGCAAAAUCAAAAGAACUUAAUUAUCCUUUCAGAUAGUGAGGUCAUCCAGCUAUCAGAUGGGUCAGAAGUCAUCACUUUGUCCGAUGAAGAUAGUAUUUAUAGAUGUAAAAGAAAGAAUUUAAGAGUCCAAGCAAAAGAAAAGACCAGAGAUUCUCCUGCUUCUCUUCAUUCUCAUGAGUUGGAUGGUAAGAAAUGCAAGAAGGAUAUUAAGAAGCCUAAACCUGAAAAGAAAUCAGGUAUGAUCCGAGAGGUUAUGAUUAUAGAAGUCAGUUCAAGUGAAGAGGAAGAGAGCACCAUUUCAGACAGUGACAACGUGGAAAGCUGGAUGCUGCUGGGAUGUGGAGUUGAGGAUAAAGAUGAUGAUAUCCUUCUCAAUCUUGUGGGAUGUGAUAACUCUGUUAAUGAAGGAGAAGAUGCUGUAAACUGGUUCAUCAGUGACAAAGACGUUGAGGCCCAGAUAUGUAAUAAUAGAUCAUCUGGAAGAUGGACCCACCGAUAUUAUACAGCAAACAAAAACGUCACCUGUAGAAAUUGUGACAAAUGUGGCCAUUUGUCAAAAAAUUGCCCUCUUCCACAAAAAGUCCGUGCCUGCUGCCUCUGCUCCGAGCGAGGACACCUCCAGUAUGCCUGUCCAGCCCGCUUCUGCUUAGCCUGUUGUUUGCCUAUGUCUUCUACUCACAGAUGCCACGGAAAACCUUCCUGGAGAAAGCGAUGUGACCGAUGUGAUAUGCUAGGCCACUAUGCUGAUGCUUGCCCAGAAAUCUGGAGGCAGUAUCACCUAACGACUAAACCUGGACCACCCAAAAAGCCGAAGACUCCUUCUGGACAAUCAGCCUUAAUGUAUUGCUACAACUGUGGUCAAGAAGGCCAUUAUGGACAUGAAUGUACAGAAAGGCGAAUGUUUAACCAGACCUUUCCAACAUCUCCAUUCAUCUACUACUAUGAUGACAAAUAUGAAAUUCGGGAGCGAGAAUACAGAAUAAAACGAAAAGUAAAAGAACUCCAGAAAAAUGGGGAAUUUCCAAGGCAGUUCAAGAGGCCGCAUAUGAAAGCAGCAAAUCAGAGGUCCCACCAUGACAUGAAGAAGAGCCACGCCUCAAGGAGAAACACAAGGUGGCCUCAAGAAAAGAAAGAAACCCAAAAAGAAACAAUGAGCAGGAACAACAGAGAGCGUGAAAAGCACAGGAAGGCCGACAGGUGUCAUGACGUGGAUGAGGACUUUCCCAGAGGCCCCAGAACCCACUCUUCCUUGGGCACCUUCAAAACCCAGAAGCCUCACAAGUCCUUUCACCACUCACACCAGCACGAGCCAGGAGAAGACAAGCUGCCCAGAGAGGGCAGGCGGGGCAAGCAUAAGAAGGAGCGCCGCGGGGAGGAGGAGAACGAUGAUAACUUAUUUCUUAUUAAGCAGAGGAAAAAAAAGUCUAGACUGUGAGGCCGCUGCCGGUUUGGCUCUCCAGCAUUUGUCUGCUCUUCAUGUCUACAGCAUUCUGCCAAUCUUUUUACUAAUUAAAGUGAAUUUGUUUUGUUGUUUUGUUUAAUCUCAGCCAUACCCUAGAGCUGCUGAAGGAAGACCUUGCAGAUCUGUUCUCUGUGUCCAGCAGGUUGCUAGGCGGGAAAACAAAAAUAAACUCGGACUUCCCCUGAUCCAGUUCAUUUUUACUCAGAAUCCUACAGAUUGGAAGAAUUAAUCUUUUCAAGAGAAUUUUUAAAAAUACUUUGAAAAAAUUAAAGCUCAUCAAAUGUAAUUCAUCUUCAGUGUGCAUAUGUAAAUUAAGUCCUGGCAGGAAGAGAAAUCAACGCUAACAUGAAAAAUUCAUAGAUCUUUUUCAUCAUUACUCUUUUUCUAACAUUGGAAAGGAUAAUAGUUAAAUAUCUAAGCUUUACUGGCUUCUGAAGCUGGGGUCAGAAUCUUCCUUUGGUCAGAGCAUCAGGGAUGAACAAUGAAGGCGUCGUCACUGAAGCCCUGAAGAAGCAGGGAAGUGGGCUGUUGUGAAAUACAGGCAAGGAAUCCAUCCAGUGUGAAUGUCCCAGGACAGAUUUCCUGAAACAAGUGAAAAAGAGUCCUCAAAACUGUUGAUGUCAUCACCAUGAAAUAGUUUCUACCAUUUCUACAGCCACACUUCCAGAACACUGUCACGGCUAUAUAGAGAUGAAUACUGCCCAACUUUUAAAAAUUGUUUUGUUUUCAUGGGUUUUUUAACUGUAUAGCUAUACAGAAAUUUUUGUACUUAUGAGCUUUUGUACUUAACAAGGCCUAAUGUUAGAAUUGGAAAAAUAAAAUGUCUGAAAUAGAGUAAA
This is a messenger RNA of Myotis lucifugus (little brown bat), 2598 nucleotides long. It is a transcript of the gene ZCCHC7, whose product is annotated as zinc finger CCHC-type containing 7. Gene Ontology annotation, molecular function: nucleic acid binding; zinc ion binding. The record is from RefSeq and is a predicted model, not a curated record. NCBI's taxonomy places the organism in Eukaryota, Metazoa, Chordata, Mammalia, Chiroptera, Vespertilionidae. The transcript has 9 exons. The coding region runs from base 95 to 1732 and encodes 545 amino acids.